AUGCAAGGGGGUUCAGCGGUGUCAGUUUCUCCAAGCUUCAACAGCUACCCUUCAGCCAACCUUGCAGAGAUCGCCGCCAGGGUAGUCAAAGAGCUUGGCCAAGAACCCGACCCAGACGACGAUAUCUUCAGCUGGGCUGCGGAGAAUCCUCCUCCCCAACCCCAAGAAACCUCCAACACUGAACCUCAACGAGAAGAGGACGAGGACGAGGAUGAAUUUGAGUUUGCUGUUGUUUGCAGAGAGCCGGAGUACUCGUCGCCAAUCUCAGCCGACGAGAUCUUCUACAACGGCCAGAUCAGACCCAUCUACCCGAUCUUCGACCAAACACUACUUCUCAACGAUUCCCAUACAAACCCCGAUAAUUCAAAGGCGUCCUUGUCGACGUUUCGUCGUUCUCCUCUGAGAAAGCUCAUGGUCGAAGAGCGAGAACGAGAGCAACAAGAAGAAGCACGCGAGCCCAUGUCUUGCUCUUCCUCCGAAGCCGACGACCUCGACGGGGUCCAACCCGGAACAUACUGCGUGUGGACCCCAACAAAGCCAUCAUCAGAAUCAGCCGCGGAGGCUUCUUCACCGGCCGGUAGACGCAAGAAGAGCCUCUCCACCGGCUCGUCCAAGAGAUGGAAGCUCCGGGACCUUCUGUAUCGGAGCAACAGUGACGGGAAGGACACGUUUGUGUUCGUGACGCCUUCCAAAAAGGCCGAGAAGACCGUCGCUGUGGCGUCCAAGGUAGCGCCGCAACAACUCAACGCGCACUAUGUGAGGAACGGCGCGGCGAAAGAAGAGGAUCAUAAGAGGAGAUCGUACUUGCCCUACAGAAAGGACUUGGUGGGUUUCUUUGCGAAUAUGAAUGGGUUGAAUAGGAGUUUGCAGCCGUUCUGA
Molecule: messenger RNA, 879 nt
Organism: Alnus glutinosa
Lineage: Eukaryota; Viridiplantae; Streptophyta; Magnoliopsida; Fagales; Betulaceae
Exons: 1
Coding region: 1-879 (292 amino acids)
Source: RefSeq, a predicted model, not a curated record